Messenger RNA from Thamnophis elegans (Western terrestrial garter snake), 5864 nucleotides. Its product is annotated as USP6 N-terminal-like protein. The record is from RefSeq and is a predicted model, not a curated record. NCBI's taxonomy places the organism in Eukaryota, Metazoa, Chordata, Lepidosauria, Squamata, Natricidae. Bases 348 to 3032 code for a protein of 894 amino acids. The transcript has 15 exons.
GUUGUGAAACAAGUUUGCUGGAGACUUGUUCCUUCUGGAGUGGAAUGCUGGAACGUGUAGGCUGGGAAGGGAAAUACUUGGCGUGUGUCGUUCACGGUUCACCAAUGGCACCAUUGUCUUAAAGCUCCGUAGACAGCAAAGCGUGGCUACAUUGGGCCGAGUGUUUGAAGGAAUUUGAUAUUCGGAGCCUCCGAGUUACUUGAAGGUCUCGGGGUUUGUUUGUUUUUUUCCCUUCGAGCAAAAGAAGAAAGACGGGUACUGGCUCGGAUUUUUCUGCACGCGUGAACAGGAUGGACUUUGUAUGAUUGAUUGCUGCCCGGCGAUCUGGAAAUAGAGGCUCUUGCUCAAUGAGGACUAAAACUGUAAAUAGGAUUCGGGGCCGCUCAAGGAAAGAGAACUUCUACGGUACUGAUGUUGAACAGGAUGCUGCUGUCAAACUUGCUCAAGAACGUGCUGAGAUAGUUGCCAAGUACGACCGAGGACGCGAAGGAGCCCAGAUCGAGCCUUGGGAAGAUGCUGACUACCUGCUUUACAAAGUUACCGACAGAUUUGGUUUCUUGCACCAGGAGGAGUUACCAAUUCACGAUGCAGCAUCUGAGAAGCACAAGCAGCUCGAGAUUGAGAGAACUACAAAAUGGUUGAAGAUGUUAAAAAGCUGGGAGAAAUACAAGAACACAGAUAAGUUUCACAGAAGAAUCUAUAAAGGAAUUCCAUUGCAGCUGAGAGGCGAAAUCUGGUCCCUGUUACUCGACGUCCCAAAAAUGAAAGAAGAAAUGAGAGGUUAUUAUAAUACUUUAAAAACGCGAGCAAGAGGAAUCUCUCCAGAUAUCCGGCAAAUUGAUCUCGAUGUUAAUCGGACCUAUCGGGAUCACAUCAUGUUCAGAGAUAGAUAUGGAGUAAAGCAACAAUCUCUGUUCCAUGUCUUAGCUGCAUAUUCUGUUUAUAAUACGGAGGUUGGAUACUGUCAAGGGAUGAGCCACAUAACCGCAUUGCUCCUAAUGUACAUGAACGAGGAAGAUGCUUUCUGGGCUUUAGUGAAGCUGCUAUCAGGGCCCAAGCAUGCUAUGCAUGGGUUUUUUAUUCCUGGUUUUCCUAAGCUGUUGAGGUUUCAAGAGCAUCAUGAAAAAAUAAUGAAGAAAUUUUUGUCCAAGCUUAAACAACAUUUUGAUUCCCAGGAGGUCAACACCAGCUUUUACACAAUGAAGUGGUUUUUCCAGUGUUUCCUUGACCGUACUCCCUUUCGGUUAACCCUCAGGAUCUGGGAUAUCUACGUCCUUGAAGGAGAGCGAGUUCUUACUGCAAUGGCCUACACCAUUCUGAAACUGCACAGAAAACACCUGGUGAAAUUGCAGAUGGAAGAACUGGUCCAGUUUCUUCAGGACACUCUUGCCAAAGAUUUCUUUUACGAUGAUGAUUUUGUAAUAGAACAACUCCAGAGCUCCAUGGCAGAACUGAAACGGGCAAAGAUGGACCUCCCUGUAGCAGGUAAAGAGGAUGAAUUUCCAAAGAAGUUGGGGAAAACGCCAGCCGACAGUCAACCAGCCAUGCUGAAUCUCACGCAUCUCGUCAAUGGACAAAAAACCAACAGUGUAGCGAAGGAGGCCCCGGCAAGCCAGAGGGCUGGAGAAGUCCGUCGAGAAGGUUCACCAAGGAGAUACGGAGAAGGAGGCCAAGAAAGCUCACCUACGGCACGGAUAAAGAGAGACAGGGAAGGCUCACCGACACCACGGGGAGAGAGAGGCCAAGAAAGCUCGCCAAACCGCCAAAGACGAAAAAAUUCUCUGGAAAAGAGGCAGAUUUUGAGACAUCAGCAAAAGCCGGUAGCACCAAACGCACAAAGUGGGUUGCCAAAGCAUGAUGGGGAGACCCCCGGAAGGAAGCCUGAAGCGCAAACAGAGGCUGAGCCCAAGCAUAAACACAACGCAACUGCGAACCAAAACUCCAACGCAGUGUUAACUACGGGGAAAGAGUUUGUCCCCAGGUGGAUUAAACCUUCCGACGUUAAGAUAAUCGAAAAAACCACCAAAAUCACCAUGGAGUUUAAGACCAGAUUGCCAAAGCAGGGCUGGACAGGACCAGCCCCUGCUCCGGAAGACGAAGCUCAGAGAUUCAACCCCAAGCAAAAAACGAGGGUUUGGGACGUGGAUGAAAGUAAGCGGGGGUCGAAUGCCUCGCAGUACGACAAUGUUCCUGAAGCCGAUCUGGAGAACGGAAGCUCUGUGGAGCAGGCCCCGGAAAGAGUUGUCCUGCAGAAUCCAAGGAGCACCGUUUUCUCCAGCGGCUCCAGAAAAGAGAUCGAGAAAGGAUCUAGUCCACCAAAAAUAUCCAACAGUUAUGCCUUCAGCUCUGGACCAAGGGUCCCCAGAUACUCCUCCCAAUCUGACGCAUCGGUGGUUGGAUCUCACACGAGACAGCCACCCCCAACGUAUAAUAAUCCACCUGUUUACCAAGGGUAUUCUCCAAAGCACACGACCAAAGAUGGUAACUUCACAGCCACGCAGUACAAUCACGGGACUCGGACCAGCUCCGCCACUCAGUUGUAUGUUCCCGAUUUUCCACCGGAGACGGAAACUCAUCAAAUGCUCUCUGAGAGGCCACCUAGAAAUUACUCCGCCCUCCACCAGAAUCUUGUUGUGACGCCUUCGAGUCGGGUAGAGGUUCUCCCCGACGAGGUCUUCCCAAGCAGCCCCAGAGGCCACCGUCCCGCAAUCCCUCUAGUAGAUUAUCUGCCAGAUCAUAAAAAAUGGCCGGAUCCCCCUUUAGCGUACAGACCAGGAGCCUACGGACAACCCUGGGGCGGAGACGGUGGCCGAAGUCACUUCGGUCACUUGAAGAGACACCCAGCGUUUCAGCCUAAGCCUCUUGAAGACCACAUCUUUCCCACCCUUUCCGUGGACAGGCCUCUGAGAUACAGGACAGCCUCAGGGGAACUCGGCCCCCCCUCCUACCAGUAUCCGAGUUCCCCUGGCCCCGACCGUCAUUACAGGCACCAAGCAGAUGGGUUGUCUAUGAACGAAUCAGUGCUGCUUUGAAACAAUAUAUAUAUAUAUAUAUAUAUAUAUAUAUAAAUUACAUCCGCUCACCUAAAAGGCCUGGAAAAGAACGUGCUUUGGGUCGAGAGUGAUCUAAGAUUAGUAUUCUCUACACAGGACAGUUCAAACCGUCCUGCAGAAAAGCAUAACACUAUUUCCCAAGGUGUUCGAUUUUGGCCAAAGCCGGCCCUGAGAAAUGGGCAGAGCAAAACGGAUCUCAUAAAUGUAGCAAUAUCUUCUUCCCCGUGGCUGUCCUGACAGUUGUUUGGUUCAGUCGCUUCCUUGGGGGAAACGACCCCAGUGGCCUCAAAAGUUUGCAAAGCCCCUCUCAGCCAGCUGCCUUUUUUCGGGGUGGGGGGGGACCUGAUGUUAGGACCCGGGCGACCCUUGGCUGGGGACAGAUGCGGAGCCUAAAAAAAAACGGAGGCAUGGAUGUCCGGAGUCCACAAAGUACUUUCUAUUUUAACUUUUUAAAAAAAUUGUUUUGCUUAAUUUAAUUUAUAUAAACCAUCCGUUAUUUAGAAAGGGAUUUGGGGGGGGAGGGGGUUAGGUUGGGGUGGGGGGUGGGAAGUCUUGACUUUUUUUUAACACACUGCCUCGGUAGCUGCAGAAGAGGAAAAAAAUUCGGGGUCCUCGGAAGACCACCUCUAGAGAGUGAAGCUCUAGCCAGAAGAAGACCUCUCUGUCCAAAUCAGUGGCAUUCUGACGUAGCCAAUGAAAUGGUGCUUCUGUAACCAGGACUGUACAUGAAUUGUAGCACACUGUCAAGAUGUUGGCCUGUUGGACCGACUCCUUCCCAUCUCCAGAGCCAGCUAUGCACUGUAGUCGCUGUCACAUUGAGUCUCCCAGGUGAGUCCUGGGGAGGGCGGGGGGGGGGGAGGUUAGAAACCCAGCAAAUGCAAUUGAGGCAUCUGUAGUGCAGAACAGGGGUUCCCUAACCCACCCACCCACCCACCCCGGGGCCCCAACCCACUAUUGGGCCACGAGCUAUUCAUGCGACUGCUGCUUGUGCAAAUGGAGAUGUGCGUGCACGCUUGCUGGCCUCUCACUUGGAACCAUCCCCUCCCCCCCCACAAAAAAAAUCCCCGCUCCGUAAACCCGGAAAGGUUGGGGAACUCUGGUGUAGAGAAUUAAUAUGCUUCGGAAGGGACGAAGCCCUGGUUUUUCCCAGCCCUGGCCCGUCCUUGCCUUUUCCACGUGGGGUUCCACACCUGCCUUGGGGGGGGUCACCAAUACCGAGCACACGCUCCAUUGGUUCGAACCCAACCCGUUAACCCCUUCUUGGGUAGUAUUGUUGAGCACAUAAUAUCUGUAGGGCUUGGACAUUGUGCAAAUGUUCCGGAUGUAUCUGUGAAGCUGCAAGCCCCCCCCGGGGGGGGGCACGUGAAACCAUUCUGCACACUCACAAUAGGCCCUUCGCCUCCUGUUAAACAACCGCACAACUUUCUGCAUAGGAAGCAUGCGAAAGAGCAACCUCUCUGCCUUUCUACCCCAGAAAGAUGAAAAAGAAGAUUUUUUUUUUAAGGACAUGUUUUUUAAGCUCUCUUGAAACAGACGCCUCACAUUAAAAAACAAAGCAAAAACACUAAAGAGGUGUGAGCCUUUCCAGUGCAUUCUUUUAUUUCUGCAAUUAAACAUUCGGUGCUUUCGUAGGAUAGCCAGGUCACUUUUAUUCCUCUCUGCCCCGUGUGCUAGCAAUAUUGUCUUGGAGGCUUAUGCUGGGGGCUGACCUUUGGAUGAUGGCUUUCGGGAUGGAUUUGGUGGCACAGCGGACAAAUCCAUCCAAAAUUGGAUAUCUCUCACGUCACCAAAAGGGAAACGGCACAGAAAUGUAUGUUCUAGAACAGGGGCCCUCCAAACUUGGCAACUUUAAGACUGGGGAACUCUGGGAGUUGAAGUUGCCAGGUUUGGAGAGAACGUGUAAAAACAAGAAGACUGAGGAGGGAGUAUGCCAGGGGUAGGUUCCGGUCGGUACAGCCGUACCGGUAGUAGUCGGGAGGUGUGGCCACCAUACCGGUACAGUGGCUUAUUUGGCUCACCCGCCCGCCCGCGUUCCUUACCUCUUUUUAAGGCAACUAGGCCAAUUGCCCACACAGGCACUGCGUGCGAUGCCUGCACAACCUCCAACAAGCAGCUGGGCAUGGCAGGGGCGGUGGAAUGUGCAUGCCUGCGUGGUGCACGUCAGGCACGCAAACAGCGCACGUCCGCCGCGUACACGAAUGAACCAUGAGCGUUGUAGCGGUAGCAAAGAUAAGAGCAACCCACCACUGACAUAUGCAGGACUCCAUUACGGGUUUGCCAGGCUGUUCAUUACAAUUUUGCAGCCAUCUUAAUUCCCGGCAGUCCUUAAAAACGAGCAGAACCGCUAACUGGUGGAGCUCAACUAGGUGAGCGGGUGUUGCCUAAGCCGAUCGGUGGACUCCGCAAUUCAAGGUGUUCCCUGCGGCCUGUUCUUUUGCGCCCAGAAUAACGCCGUGGCCUUGUAGAUGUACCUUGAUUUGAUGGGUGCCAAGGACCGCCGCUUCCUAGCCCGGCAGGGGUUUGUUGUGAUCUCAAAGCGAAGGGCUGUUUUCCCCUUCUCUUGUUUUGUCAUUUUUGCCCCUUGCUCUCUCCUUGAGCAUCCUCCUCCGUUCCCAUAACGAGCUUGAAACAUCUUGUUCUUCUUCUCGAGAGCCAUCGACUUUUAUGCCCUUGAUUGGACUAGGGCCGCCGUAGCAUUAGGCCCUUAAAAAGAUGAUUAUAGGUAUAAAAGUCUAGCGCUGAAGUGCUUCUUCAUCCUUGGUGGGAAGCCAGAAAAUUUACUGCAUCUCUGGAAUUCGCUUUAAAAAAAAA